UUCAAUUACUUGCAGUUUCUUUUUAUUAUUUGUCCUUAAUACAUUCAUAAAUGUACAUGAAAAUGCUUAAUUAACAUUAACUUUGUGUUUUGUCAUCAAAAUCAAUUGGUGAAAAAAUGACAAACGCAAGUAAAAGAUAAUGUAAAGGGAUUUUAGGUUUCAGAAGGAAAACAAAACUGCAAUUGUUCCCGGGUUGCAUAGAGAAUGAGCCGAGUCCAAGCGCAAAGCUCGUCAAGAUCAGCCUAAAGAAGCAGAGGCGCAGAGAAAAAGCAAAAGGCAAAAGCACAGAGAUUCUGAAAAGAUUGUACUUUAUCUUCUAUCCCUUGACCAUUUGACUUAACCUAACAUGAUACAUUCAAAUUGACCAAUAAGAAGAUCACCUUUAACCCCCACUGUACUGGAUAAACAACUCUUCCAAUAGUCAAUAAGCACAUGGUACAGGAAUGCAAAUGGUACAGGAUAGAAUGCAGAUGGUAAGGGAUGAAAAUGGGGGUUGUGACGAAGUAAUAAAUCGCUGUAGAAAACACAAUUCAUUUAUUAAGUUUAGAGGUUGCUGUUUUGUUUCAUUUAAAGUCACCAUUAUGGUGAUCAGUGUUUGUUAUAGUUGGACUCUUGAGCCUUGACAUUUUUCCCUGGUUGCAUUAACUUUGUGUGUAGAAAGUGAUGAUAGUUAUGGGUUAAUGUAAACAAACUGCCAUACAAAGGGUUAAAAUUACCACAAAUUUAGUUAAUAUUUGAUGUGUAUGUUUCAGGCAGAAGUAGUUUUAAAAAGACAAUCAUUUAAAGUGGAGAAAAAUAUUGAUGUAUAAUAGUUUUAGAGCAGUUUUUGGGAAGGUGUCAUUUUUUGACCUUAGGAACACAUAAGUAAGUUUUUAAGGAUCUCUUAAGGGUUAAAGGUUCAAUUUGUAAGAUAUUUGCAGUAAAAUAUCCAAAAACCACUAGUCCGGUGUUAUAUAUUUUGUCCAGCUGAUUACUAACAAUAUCUCUAAUGUUUUCAACUACUUGUAAAUUAUGAGAAAAUUGCUGCCCUAAACAGUGACACGGGGCAGUGCAGUCACCUGUAAAAUGACAUUAAUAUCUACGUUACCUUUUGUUACCGCCUUUACCGACGUAAAAACCACAUGACAACAGUGUCGUGGACAAAAUUUAUGUUCAUCUUUUUAAGAGUAUAAAGCAAAAUGUUUUAUCUUUUUUCUUUCAGAUAAGAAGAGCAAUUUAUGUUCUGAUGGAGAAAUGUCCUUAACAUCAAGAGGGCGACUGACAGCACAAACUUUUUCCUGCAUCGCGAAUGGAGAGACAUUGAGCUCACUGAGACAUUUAGAGAGAAAACACACAGAACAGAAACUCUUCACCUGCAGGAAAUGUGAGACCAACUUUACUACCUUACAAGAGAAGAAACUUCAUUUAAAAGAGCACAGAGAGAAGAAGAAGAAGUUGUUUAACUGUCAGCAGUGUGGGAAGGUUUGUAGCUCUUCUUUUAAUCUAAAAGUUCACAUAAGGACACACAGUGGUGAAAAACCUUUCUACUGCACUGAAUGUGGCAAACAUUUCAGCAGCAAACAAAGUCUUGUUGCUCAUCAGACAAUUCACACAGGAGAAAAACCAUACGAGUGUUCUCACUGUGAGAAGAGAUUCAGCCUCAAAGCCCAUGUGAGGAUACACAUGCGUUUACACACAAAUGAGAGACCGUAUCAGUGUAGUCAAUGUGAAAAAACCUUUACACAGUCAAGCAUUUUAAAAUCACACCAAAAAACACACAGUGAAGAGAAACUCUUUCAAUGUUCACACUGUGAUAAACGUUUCAAGCUGAAAUCUCAUCUGAAAUGUCACGAGAGGAUUCACACUGGAGAGAAACCUCAUCUCUGCUCACACUGUGGUAAGAGCUUCUCAGAUCCAUCUCAACUCAGACUUCAUCUGAGAGUUCACACUGGAGAGAAACCGUAUUACUGUAAAGAUUGUGGCAAGAGUUUCAGUCGACAUCAAAUUUUAGUGUCACACCAGAAAAUUCAUACAGGUGAAAAACCUUACAAGUGCUCUGAGUGUGAGAAGACGUUUGCUCAACCACAUGCCCUGAAGACCCAUCAGAGACUUCAUACUGGAGAGAAACCAUACCAGUGCUCCAUCUGUGAAGAGAGAUUCACUCAUUUAGGAAGUUUUCAUACUCACCAGAAGAAACAUGCAAAGGAACAAGCUACACUUGAAUCAUCAUAG
Molecule: messenger RNA, 2211 nt
Organism: Paramisgurnus dabryanus
Lineage: Eukaryota; Metazoa; Chordata; Actinopteri; Cypriniformes; Cobitidae
Source: RefSeq, a predicted model, not a curated record